AAAUUGCUCAUUCAGUCGCAAUCUAUCCGUGGUGAAAUAGACUCAUAUAUUACUAGCAGCGAAGAGACUUGCAAAAUGAUUUUAAUGUUAUCAGUAUCUGCUUUACUGGUAUGUUCUAGUGCUUUACCAAGAGGCAUUGGACCAGAAACGUUGGUCGACACUAUAACGGCUGGCACGGCUGCAAUCAGGGAAAAUAGCGCAGAUACUCAGAACGUUGUAGUUGUACCACCAAACUGCCCCGUUGGCCAAACACUGGUUAAUGGAGUUUGCCGUGAAAUCUGGAGAAUGAAAAUCGAUGGCGCUGACACACAGAAUGUUGUUAUUGUACCACCAAACUGCCCCCCUGGCCAAACACUAGUCAACGGAGUCUGUCGUGAUAUUUGGAAAACACCAAUCGUGAAACUAGAAUGUCCAAUAGGAUAUACGCUUGUUGGCGGAGAAUGUAUUGACUGGUUCAGAAACGUAGUAACUGUCCCCAACAAUUGUCCGGAAGGCCAAGUUUGGGUUAAUGGGGCAUGUCGUGAAGUAUGGCCAACUCAAGUAUUUCCAACAGUAGCAUUUGAAUGUCCAUUUGGCUAUAAACUUAUCGCUGGUCAAUGCAUCGACUGGUUGAGGAACGUCGUAACUGUUCCUAGCAAUUGCCCCGAGGCCCAAGUGUGGCUGAAUGGAGCAUGUCGAGACGUUUGGAGAGCACUUCAUUUGGAUGUGAAAGGAAAAACUAUUGUGGAACCCGUAGAUCAUAAGAACACCGUCAUAGUACCUGAAAACUGCAAGCCAAACCAACAGUUUAUAAAUGGACAAUGUCGAGACAUAUGGCGCAAUUAAGUACCUACCUACAUUAACAACAACUUUUAAAAUUAAAUUUUGCUUGCCCGUAA
Plodia interpunctella (Indianmeal moth) is the source of this 878-nucleotide messenger RNA. RefSeq lists its product as uncharacterized. NCBI's taxonomy places the organism in Eukaryota, Metazoa, Arthropoda, Insecta, Lepidoptera, Pyralidae. The coding region runs from base 76 to 825 and encodes 249 amino acids. The record is from RefSeq and is a predicted model, not a curated record. The transcript has 6 exons.